UUUGAGUGGACUUUGAGCAGCUUUGUAUGUGAUCGACCUGAGGUUUCAGUGAUAGAACCGCAGACACCACAACAGACUGUGAUGAUGAGCGAUGUUUGUCUCCAUCAUAAUUUUGCAUUUUUAUUAACAUUGACCCGAAAUCAGCUUUAAAUGCAAAAUGUGGAGUCACUUUUUAACAACUGGUAGUCAUGGUUAGAACGCGGAGUCAUAUUUAAGGACUGACGAUUGUUGAAGGAACUGUCUCUUGACUUAAGUCAUAAAGAUCAAUCAUUUACGUCACAAUUACCGCAGUCUUAUUUCAAAAGAGACCGCGAAAAUGUUGGAACUUUAUGACGUGACGUCGUUGGUCAUUGACACUUUAAACUCUGCCGAAACGACACGUUUGGACCUUAAACCAUAUAAUAAUUAUGGAAACAUGAGCUGGGGGGCACAGACACAGACCACUUUCAUCCAAGGGAGCCACCAAAAGACAUCAGAAAAAGAUGACUCCAACUCUGCUCUGUUUUACCUUUUCCAAGAGGUGUCCAUGCUAGCACCUCCCAGCCACUGCAGUUUCUCUGAAACAAAAUCAACUCCCAAACUGCUUGGUGGGACAACUGUCCAGGAUAAGACAGAAGAGGACGGAGAUGUAUUUAAAACCUUAAAUGGAUCCCGUCUGCAGUGUUUGUCUGGUAGUCAUGGGGUCAACACCUUCAAAGAGGAGUGCGGCUGCCAUGACAGCAGUUGUGAGUUAAACAGUCCAUGGAAGGUGUUGAACCUCAUCAACCUGCAGUGUGAAAGACUCCUGCAUCACAGAGAUGAAGACAAGUCGACUCCACGUUCAGUCUUACCUGCCGUGACACUUUGUCAGUCAGUCACAGCGGAGGCUUCAACUGAGGUAGAUGUUACAGAACUGGAAGCUGAAACUGCUACAGUCCAAAACACUGAAACUCAUUUUGACUACAAGACAGAAGAACUCCCAGCCUCUGUGGAACAUGGGAACAACGGGAGAGUAGACCUUCAUAGUGUUGGUGGUCAGUGCUGUGUAAAUGAAUCUGGAAGUUGUGGUGUUACUGGACUGUCAGAGGAGGUGAAGGAAAAUGCCUUCAGUCAUCCCCAUCACAGCGUUCAGGAGUGUACACACCCAUUCCCAAAUCCUGCCUUCUUUCAACACGUACCCAGUUCACAACAAAGUACCGACGUCAACUCAUUUCCAUCUGAGUGUGUAUCUUUGUCAAAGUCAGUUUUAACACUGGACUGCAAUGCAAAUGUUGUUACCACAGAUCCCAUCGUUGACACUCAACAAUCUCCUUUCCAUGCUGUCCUGCCGUCCGUACUGUCUGUGUCCUGUGUUAUAAAGAGACACAACCCUCUUCCACAAACUGGUAUUGUAGGUUCCCAACCAGAGAGUACACACUCCUCUGUAAAAGACAAAUCUCCUCAUGAUCCACUUUUCAAACCGACGGUCAGUAAAAUCUCCUCUGCCAAGUUUCCACCAGAAGACUCACCAGCACAAAAAAAAGAAAUCGAACCUCAGACUAUUCUCAAGUGGAGAACCAGAAGUCGGAGGAAACAACCAUAUCCCAGCAGAAGCAUUGACAUCCAGGACCCCAACGUUCAGGGAGUGACCUUCAGUAUGGGCUCUGAGCUGGAUGACAGCAGGGAACACUGUCGCCUCCUCAUAACUUGGAAAUAUAGCAAGGAGCUCUGUAAGAGAGAACGAAAGCUUCAACCAAGGACAAGAAAAUCCUAUAAGACCAGCAGCUCAGACGAAGAGAAUGACCACCUGACCACUGUGCCCAAGAGUAAAGCCUGCGCCUCAUGUUGCACCAGGAAGACACCGAUGUGGAGGGAUGCAGAAGAUGGGACCCCCCUUUGUAAUGCUUGUGGAAUAAGGUAUAAGAAGUACAGAGUACGCUGUGUCAGCUGCUGGCAUAUACCCAGAAAGGAAAGCAACUCCAACUCCUGUUGUCUAAAAUGUGGAAACUUAGUCAUACAGAUCUCAGGUCAGCGGAAACACACCAGCUAGAGAAUGUCUACUUCAGGUACCAGAGCUGACAAUUCAGGGUUCUGUCCCCUGUAAAGAUCCAACAUUAUCUGUUGUAUUUUACGAGGUUGAGGUUGAUGUUAAUUUCUCUACUUUACUGUAGAAAUGGUAACAAUUGGAACAAAAUUGUUACAUUUCGAUUCAGAUGUAAUUUUAUAGAAUGGUUAACUAAAUACUAAAACAAGACUGAGAACAUGUUUUGAAUGACAGUAUCCAAUAUAUGUGAAAUAUCUCUAAAAGAGUGUGUAGUUUUAGCUGAGAUAUUCAUGUACCACCUGCUGAAACGGAUCAUACAUUUGACUGUGGUGUUUAUUCUGCCAACACGAAUAAACAGAAAAAAAGUUUUUCUGCUCAGAAAUAUUUUGAGGUUAAAAAAGAAACAAGGUGAGGUCAAUAUAAGAACAGUGCAGUGUGUUUGAAAGAUGUUAUUGUUCAUGCUAAUGUUGCUCAUAUGUAACUGUUUGCCACAGUGGUCACAUUUGUUCAUACAUGCAAAUUAAAAGUUUCACUGUUAACUGUCAAAUCCAUUUCUCUUCCUCCUGAGUGACAUGACCUUCCUGUCAUGAUGACCACUGCAGUUACACACACUAUAUUAAGGUAUUUAUUUGUUGUCUUUUCUAUGACUUUGGUUGUGAAUAUAAUUUUUCUUCCCUUGGGGUUUAUUUGGGUUGUUUAGUGUGUUCACUGAUUUUGUUUGCAUGUUUUGUUUACAUGUGCAGUUAUUUUCAGUUUGUAAUAAAAUAAUACAAUUUACUGUUUCUCGACUCGU
Messenger RNA from Cynoglossus semilaevis (tongue sole), 2795 nucleotides. It is a transcript of the gene zglp1, whose product is annotated as zinc finger GATA like protein 1. The transcript is spliced from 5 exons. The record is from RefSeq and is a predicted model, not a curated record. The coding region runs from base 317 to 2008 and encodes 563 amino acids. Gene Ontology annotation, molecular function: zinc ion binding; sequence-specific DNA binding. Lineage: Eukaryota; Metazoa; Chordata; Actinopteri; Pleuronectiformes; Cynoglossidae. Gene Ontology annotation, cellular component: nucleus. Gene Ontology annotation, biological process: oocyte development; regulation of transcription by RNA polymerase II; spermatogenesis.